AGUGUCUGCUUGUGCAUUUCAGUUUUUACUUAACCCCUCGCUCGAUAUGUCUUCUCAUCCUCAAGCAAUAAACAGUCUUGUGUUUUUCGAUCUGGAAACCACGGGUCUUAAAGAUCCGGAAAUCACAGAGUUGAGUUUUUGCAGCAUCGAUAGAUCGCAGUUUCUUAAUUGUCAACGCGGACAGUUUCCACGCAUAACGAACCGAUUGAAUCUGUGCAUUAAACCGUCGAAACGGAUUGAACCAAAGGCGUCGGAGAUAACUAAACUUGAUAACUGUAAUUUGGAUCAUCAGAGUCCAUUUGACGAAGAUGUUGGCAACAUCGUCUUGAGCUUUCUGAAUAGACUUAAAAAGCCCGUCUGCCUUGUUGCUCAUAACGGAUUCAAAUUUGAUUUUCCCAUUCUUUUGGCUGAAUUUUCUCGACUUUAUGGCAUUAUGGAUUUUCCUAGUGAUAUUUUUGUUGUGGAUUCUUUGGCUAUCUUCCGAAAUUUGUCGCAGAGUCCAAGUUCACCUAAUCUGAAAAACAUCCGCUUAUCGUUUGCCUUAAAAAAUGUUUACAAUCGCAUUUAUGGCCGCGAUCCCGAGGAACUGCACGAGGCAGAGGCGGAUGUGAAGGUGCUUUUAUUAUCUGCCAUCGCAACUCCUGAAGAGUUUGUGGAUGCCGUCGACAGAAAUGCGAAGCCAUUCGAUUUUGUGCAAAAGAGUUGGUGAAUUUAGUCACCCCUGCAAAUGUUUUGUUGAGGCGUGUCGUUAAAAAGUACACGAGACUGACGAGAGUUCUUCAAAGGUGAAAUUUAACACUAUUUGUUUUUCCCUUAAUUUCAAUUCAAUCUACGCCUUUAUCGGACAAUGUAUCUUUAUCUUUUAAUCUGUUAUCUUUUUUUGGUGUGUCACAAUGACAUCCAGAUAUAGGAUGAUGGGUGUAAAGGUUUGGAUCUUAAUGUAGUCCCACAGAUAAAAUAGACUUUUUGCUUCGUGAUGUUGCCAGGUUGAUGCCACUCUACGACUCCUCCGCCCUUGUUUGCAUCAGUUGAUGGCAUAAUUUUUAGUCCGAUAGAAUCCCGUUCAUUUAGUUUAUGUGUUCUAUUAAUAAUUUUGUUGUCGAAACUUGGCCGCUAUGGGCGCGUUCUUGAAUUAUUCGAGACUUACCAUCUCAGAUAUUGCAAAUAAAGUUUUUUUUCCGA
Molecule: messenger RNA, 1182 nt
Organism: Daphnia pulicaria
Lineage: Eukaryota; Metazoa; Arthropoda; Branchiopoda; Diplostraca; Daphniidae
Product: three-prime repair exonuclease 1-like
Exons: 2
Coding region: 47-709 (220 amino acids)
Biological process (GO): DNA catabolic process
Cellular component (GO): cytoplasm
Molecular function (GO): nucleic acid binding; 3'-5'-DNA exonuclease activity
Source: RefSeq, a predicted model, not a curated record